UGACCUUUUUCUUGCUGCCGGAGUUGAAGGAGGAGGGAAGAAGCAGAGAGUGGCCAGGGCUGCCCAGAGCCCCCGCGACCCUGGAAGGGGAGGCUGCUGGUCUCGUCCGCACCACGAAGCCUGUCCCGCUGGAGGCCGGGGCGCAUCUGUAGCAAGAGAAGGCAGGGCCAGAGCCAGGGGAGGAAGCGUGGGCUGGGUGCGAAGGGGCGGGUGGGAAGCAGAGAGAAAAAGCAAGAGAUCAAGGGGUCCUUUCUUGGGCUAGUUUUGCCCAGGAGGCGUCUGAGACAGGCAAGGAUGGAGAGAGGGCCAUGGAGGCUGCCUGAGGUCUCUGUCUUCUUGCCCUGAAGAACAAACUCCAGCUCUGCUUCUGACCAAACGCCUGUCCAAGGGCACUUGCAGGGAAGGGCAGGAGAGCACCUUGCAACUGAGAGAAGAACAUGCCCUUGCAGUCCCAUCUCACUCUCCCUGGCCAACUUUAAAAGUUUUCCUUUCUUGUUUGCUAAGCUGAGAGAUUCAUUGGUAGCGCCAGACAAGGCUGCAUGGAAGUGUGGAAUAUCUAGUUCCUCAGAGUCCUUGGGGUCAGUGUUCCCUCCUCACUGCAGCCUCUUUGCUUCCACCAGAGAAGACCCAAAGGGUGGCAAAGCCAUGCAACCGGGCAUUCUACAUGCCAUCCUUCCACUCAUGGAGAACCAGUCUGGCUAACUAGGACAGAAGGGGUGAAGAGGAGAGAGAGGAAAAGAGAAAAAAGUGAAAGUUCCUAGCCGGUUGGUUUUGUCCAGCACCAUGAGUGGCGGAAGAUUUGAUUUUGAUGACGGAGGGGCGUAUUGUGGGGGCUGGGAAGGGGGCAAAGCCCACGGACAUGGCAUCUGCACCGGGCCGAAAGGUCAAGGGGAAUACUCCGGCUCUUGGAACUAUGGCUUUGAAGUGGUGGGCGUCUACACCUGGCCCAGCGGCAACACCUACGAAGGCUACUGGUCUCAAGGCAAGAGGCAUGGCUUAGGGAUCGAGACCAAAGGACGGUGGCUUUACAAAGGUGAAUGGACACAUGGCUUUAAGGGAAGGUAUGGGAUAAGGCAGAACGUCAGCAGUGGAGCAAAGUAUGAAGGCACCUGGAACAAUGGACUACAGGACGGUUAUGGUACAGAAACCUACGCGGAUGGAGGUACUUACCAAGGUCAGUUCACCAAUGGCAUGCGGCAUGGUUAUGGCGUCCGCCAGAGUGUCCCAUAUGGCAUUGCAGCUGUUGUGCGCAACCCUCUAAGGACCUCCCUCACCUCUCUCCGUAGUGAGCACAGCAACGGCACCCUGCUGCAACAUGACUCCCCAACUGCCAACCUGGAAAAUCUUCCCAUGACACCGACUAUCACACGGGGAGGCUUUGCGCUCAGCUUGUACGCAGAUGCAGAUGCUGCCAAACUGAAGAAGGGAGGGCUCUUCCGUCGGAGCUCCUUGUUUGGGAAGCUGAAGAAAGCUGACUCCAAGACUUCCUUGACCAGCCAGAGGAGUCGGCUCAGCUUCCUCAAGAGCGAGAGUGGCAUGAGCUCCACUGGUAGUGAUGCUACUUCUACUGCCAGCCUGGGAGAAGGAGCAGAGGGAGAGGACUUUGCACCAUUUGAUGCCGAUAUUGAUGCCACCACCACAGAGUCCUACAUGGGCGAGUGGAAGAAUGACAAGCGCUCGGGGUUUGGUGUUAGCGAGCGGUCGAGUGGGCUGAAGUAUGAGGGCGAAUGGCUGGAUAACGUACGGCAUGGAUAUGGUUGCACCACGUUGCCUGAUGGUAAGAAGGAAGAAGGGAAAUACCGAAUGAAUGUCCUGAUCAAAGGCAUGAAGAAGCGGGUGAUACCUCUGAAAAGUGCCAAGAUAAGGCAGAAAGUGGACCGGAGCGUGGAAGGGGCUCAGAGGGCAGCAGCCAUUGCCAGACAGAAAUCUGAAAUUGCAGCUUCUAGGACUGCCCACGCCAAAGCCAAGUCGGAAGGUGCCGAACAAGCAGCAUUGGCAGCUAAUAAUGAAUCCACAUUAGCCAGGUCGAUGGCCAGGGAACUAUCUCCAGACUUCUACCAACCAGGUCCUGAAUACUUGAAGAGGAGGCUGUUCCAGGAACUCUUGGAGAAUGAAGAGAAUUUGGAAGAAGAGGCCCCGCCUAUGGAAGAACCACUUCCACCAGCAUCUCCAGAAGGUCCUCAAGUUGAUAAGCAAGAUUCCACCAAAUCCAAGGAGAGUACAGCUCAAACUCCUUCACCACAUGGAACACCACCUCAGGCUAAGCGUGUUAAGCAAGGUUCCCAGAAAGAGAGUUUUCGUAGUCCUGGGAGCUGGAAUGGAGAUCAUGGUAAGGAAAGAAGUCACACAGGAAGUAGGCCCAACACUCCGUCUAAUGCUCUAUCAGCACCAGUAGAGAAGUCAGCAAGUGACCUCAGGCCUGCUUCCCAAAGUCCCAGCCGACAUGGCCACACGAAGUCUCCUACUGAGCAAAUGGAGAUCAAGCCUCUUCAGAGGAUACACCAAGGAGGUGAUGUUGAAUUAAUUAAGGGCUAUCACAGUUAUGCUGUGAGAACCUCCCCAGUUACUCCCCCGAUAGACUAUGAGGAAGAAUCAUUCCCAGACUCCAAAUUGCCAGUCGAGCCAGUUUCCCCAGAGCCAAAGGCUGAUGUGAAGGCCACUGAACAAAAAAUGGAGCCGCAAAAGAGGGAAGAUACCCCUGUCUCUCAUCAUGAACCAGCACAUGAAGAGAAAAAAGCACACAAAGCAGAACCCAAGCAUGAACCCAGGCAGCUUCCUCCACCUGAGCACAAAGUAGAAGAGAAAGCAGAAGCUGCAACUGAAGGCAAACCUGAGCAGAAAACUGAAACUAAAGUGGUGGCUAAAGUCGAGCCCAAAGCAGUGAUGAAAAAGGUUCCUCCACCAGAAGCAGCAACAAAAGAGGCGGAAGAACAUGAAGAGGGACCUAACACCAUCAUUAUCUUCAUGGUUAUCUUAUUGAACGUUGGCCUGUCCAUCUUAUUUGUGCAUUUUCUGACAUGAUGAGAUGCUAAAACAAGAAGUUUCUGCUGAUAAACCUUAUCAGGGGGAUAAUAACAUCUAAUGAAAACCAUCAGAAAAGAACAUGACUUCGAAGAGCCCAGUGGUUUCCCCAGUCAUGGGUGAUCUCUUCUGUCUACAUGAAAAAAUCUGAAGUUUUGGAGUACCCCCUCUUUACCCCAGUUUUUGUGAACAGGAAUUGCCUUAAAGUUUCAUAACUUUGGAGAAUAAAGUGCUGCUGUUUGAAGAAACAAGAACCCACUGAUAAUUGUACAAACUCUAAUGAAUACCCCAGGCUUUUAUGGGAGAUUCAUUUAUACCGAAAUCGUGAAAGAACACUACAAUUCUAAAUCUUACAACCAUCAAGAAUAAUGGUAAUAGCUGUGGAUUUAACUUCCCCAUCUAAGGCAAGGUUAUGAUGAAUCAAAUGUUAGGAACAGUCAGGCUGUUUCACCUGCAGUUAGAUUAUUCUAGUUAGAAGUUCAAGCUCUAAAGCAGUCAACACUUCAUAUUCCAUUCUUGAAUGUAAGUAAAUCUACAAAAGAGUGGGGGGGGGGGAAGAUGACCCCCAUAUUCUUCUAUCAUGAAUUGCAUUGUUAGGGUUCUUGAUUGUGACCUGAUUGCAAGUAGUCCCCACAGGUGGAUCUUUUGCAAUACUGUCCAGGAGAAUAAAUCUAUCUUCUCCAAGGAUUUUUUCCCUAAGUGGUUGCAUUGGGGACUGCAUAUGUAUCAGGCAAUGAAGUUUGUACUUGUUUCAUAGUUGAGCAGUGCCUUGGAAACAGUGCCUUGCUGCAGGUAUCUGCAAACAUUACGACCCAAAAGCCAGACUCACAGUAAGAUCCACUUCAUGCAUUCUGCUUUUUUUCUGGGCAUUGUGAAGCACAGAGGAUUUGCUGUGAGCAUAACCUUAGAAAUCUAAUACAUCAGCCCUGAAUGUGUUUGGAUAUCUUUUCAUUUCCUUUUUUGAACAAGCUAUGGAUUUUUGAGACAGUGUCAAAAGUUUUUUAAGUGCCUUAUUUAAAAAUAACUGUGAAGUUUAAUGUAUACUAACACUGCCCAUCAAUGGCUGGUUAAAAAUGAAAAACUGAAAGGUAGAAAAUUAGUUGGUUUGAAAAAUAGACUCCAAAUGUAAAUUCCAAAAGACUUAGAAAUGUGGUGCCACAGAUACAAAGUAGGUAAACUCAAGAGUAGUGUUUUUGGAUCAGAUUAUCUACAACAGGUACUGAAUACAUUUUAGAAAACAGGAGGGAUGCUAUUUUGUGCCUUUCUAUUUUCUUUUUAUUUGAAAACAAAUCUUAUAACCAAAUUGUGUUGUAAACUGGAGAGAGAGGGCUAUUUGACUUUUGCUCAGAAACCCUGUGUUGGAGCAGUCCUCUAGGGAAAAAAACCCAUGUACUGUAUUUGCAGAAUGCCCACAACACAUGGGGGUGAUAGGAAAAGUUUGGGGGUUGUUUUUAUAUUUCUCCUCUUCUGAGUAUAUGUGUAACACCAUGACUGUUACUUGCUUAUGAAAUUCAUUUGCCUUCCUGGCUCUCUGGCUGCCAGGUAUACAAUGCAAUUGCUUUAUUAACUGUGUAUGUAAUUUGCUUUUCUUUGAGCGACCUAAGUGGCCUUUAUUUAACUUGAAGCACAUUUUGGAAACUGAUCAGAAAGUCUCCUUCUGCCACCCACAAUCUUCAUCCAUAUAAAUAGUAUGUGCCCUCCUUGUUGUGCUUUGCUCCUUGCAAUGUGAUGGGAAAGGUAGGUAGAUGUGCUUCAUGUGAUAUAUAUACAUAGACCAGCAUGUAGAGGGCUCAAAGGUGUACCCAAGGGCUUACAUGUAGCCAGUGCAAUUUUUUUGUGGAGAAAUAUAUUUUCAAACAUGUCAGAAGACAAACUGCUUUUGAAAUGUGCCACUUUCAAAUGCAGCUUGCCAUUUAAGUAUGUAGACAGUAACUGUGAUUCAAACAAAUCAAAACCCUCAUUUAGCAUGAACAGUUUGGACAAUUCUUUGGAUCUUAACUGUAUGUAUUGUAUGUAUAUAUAUAUUUAUGUAUGUCACUCUGUCUUCAAAAGAGGGAGAGAGAAUAGAACAACUCUUAAGGCUUGUGCAUGCAUUUGGUCACUAUGGCAUGCUGUAACUCCCGUGUUUACAUAUAGGUAGCCCACAAGCCUACCUCCAGGAAGUAACUAAAAGGGUUUUAGUUAAGCAGGAGCAGAUCAUCUUUUAUGUGCAGCUCCCAAGCAUUUUUGUAUUCCCUGCCUUUUAUUUUUAGAAACCUAAGAACCUCAGACUUCCUUGCUUUUUUUUUUUUUUUUAAAAAAAGGUAAUGGUUUAACCCUCAUUCUUUCAAAGAUGAGUUUGAAUAUGGCAACAAAAUGCACAAACAAAAUGCCUCACAUCCAGAGUUCCAUAUAAGCUCUUGUACACCCAAGAAGCUUCUGUGUGAGUUUUUCCAUUCACUUUAGUUGAAGGGACACCUCUUUACAUGCCUUUGUGAUCUGUCUCCUCGUUUAAAUGUAAAUGGAAGGGUCUUGCAAGUGGAGGAGCUUCAUAUGUGCUUGGUUGCAUGUGAUGGGCAUCCUUUAUCCAGAAUUCCAAAAUAUAGGCAGCCAUCCACACCCACAAGACCACAGAGAAAGUAAAAAAAACGAAUAAAGAAAUUGCUAAAAAUUUUACAUGCGAAAGCACCUCUCUAGCAAUUUCUAGAUCUUCUACCACAACUGUAUGGUCGACUUUCUCUGGAAGCUAACCAUAGAGUUGCCCCGGACAACCUAGAGUUUCCCAGAGAGAACAUUUUAAAUCAAAUCUAUGAAUAAUCAAAUCCACAAAAGUCAAAUCUGCAAGCGUAGAGGGACCACUGUUCUCCAAAAUUCACAGUUGUCUGCACAAGAAGCUAAGACACCUUUAAUUUCAGAUAGUUCAGUACAUAAAAUCAUUACAAAUAUUGUUUAAGAUUACUUUCCAACUACAAUAUAUGUAUAAAGUGUAUAUGAAACAUAAAUGGAUUCCAUACUUAGAUUUAGGUCCCAUCUCUACGAUAUCUCAUUAUGUAUGUAUAUACAAAUUCAGGUUGUCCAACAUGUGAUAUCAAAAUCACUUCUGGCCCCAAGUAUUUUGGAUAAGAGAUGCUCAGCCUUCGCCUAUGUUCCCAGGAAGCCAGUGAGUCAGGGGCAAAUGUGUGCACAAGCCUUGUGGGAUUUUGGUUCCUAAGUUGUGCAGGGACAGGUUUACCUCAAGUUUGCAUGCCUUCAAAAUAGUAUUUUGUUGUUAAUUUUUAUCCAGGUCUUACAAAAUUACAAAUGCAUCACCACCAGCAACACACUUUAAUUGCACGUUUUAAAAAUAAAAUGUGUAUGACAAUUUGUGUAACAUUCUCCAGGAAUGUCCACCAGUUUUUCUGCUGGAUUAUGUGCAAUAAUAAAAGCUUAUUUUACCCACCUUA
Anolis carolinensis (green anole) is the source of this 6443-nucleotide messenger RNA. It is a transcript of the gene jph2, whose product is annotated as junctophilin 2. Bases 784 to 3021 code for a protein of 745 amino acids. The record is from RefSeq and is a predicted model, not a curated record. The transcript has 6 exons. Gene Ontology annotation, cellular component: plasma membrane; endoplasmic reticulum membrane; sarcoplasmic reticulum. Lineage: Eukaryota; Metazoa; Chordata; Lepidosauria; Squamata; Anolidae.